AUGCGUCUAAUUUUCGGAAUCGACGGUUGUUUCCUCAAGUCGGACAUGAAAGGACAGCUCUUAGCAGCAGUUGGUAGAGACGCAAACAACCAGAUAUACCCUUUCGCAUGGGCAGUAGUUCAAGUGGAGAACACUGAGAGUUGGUUGUGGUUCAUUCGUCUCCUAAAAACCGAUUUGGGCUUAGGAAACGGUGAUGGUUUCACUGUAAUCUCGGAUAGACAAAAGGGAUUACUCAAUGAUGUCAAUGAACAAUUACCAGAGAUUGAACACAGAAUGUGUGCGAGACACAUUUACGGUAAUAUGAAGAGGGCACAUCCGAAGAAGCCUCAGAUGAAAUCCAAGUUCUGGGCCGUGGUUCAUAGUUUCAAUGAAAGCGAUUUUAAGAUAAAUCUGGCAGAAAUGAAGAAAUAUGAUGUUGGUGUCUACGAGGCUUUCAUGAGUAGGAAUCCAAGAAACUGUAGCCGUGCUUUCUUUAAGACAACUUCGACUUGUGAGGAUGCACUCAAGAAGUUUAAGUUUUUUCCAUUCGCGACAGAGAAUGGAACAAAAGUUUAA
This is a messenger RNA of Microthlaspi erraticum, 555 nucleotides long. NCBI's taxonomy places the organism in Eukaryota, Viridiplantae, Streptophyta, Magnoliopsida, Brassicales, Brassicaceae. The record is from the annotation of a GenBank genome assembly.